AUUUGUUAGUGACAGAUGUUUUCAAAAAUGUGCGAGGUCCUUUCUGCUGGAACGAAAAUGUUUGACAUUUCCAAUUUGCCAAUCAAAAUUUGAAAGAUAAAUAAAAAAAAAAAAAAAAAACAGUUAAUGAUGCAGGGUAUUUUAAGAGAGGUGCAAGAAUUCGUUGUCCUACCCAGCAAAUCAGUGGGCAACGGUGACUCGAAUGUCCAGUUAUCAGAUAUUUCCAAAGAUAUCUUACAACUCCAGAAUGUGGUACAGAGCCAGCUUGAAGGUUAUACAUCUUGGUCAACAAAUGUAACAAAGCGUCUAAUUGCUCUUUACAAAUCACACCACACCCAAAUAGGAAUAAAAAUUACGAAACAAAAGAAGUUAUGGGAAAUCAUAGCGGAAAUUUUGAAUAAGGAGUUCCAUCUAAAACUAACAGCUUCUCAGGUGGAAAAUAAGUGGAGAACUCUCUUGAGGGCAUACAAAAACGUGACUGACAAUAACAACAAAACAGGCAGAGGUAGUAAAGUUUUUCAAUAUCAGGAGGAAAUGGAUAUCAUUUUUUGUAAAAAAAAGAAUAUAAAUCCAGAGGUACUGUUAAGCAAUGAAACCAUUGUUGCUAUACCUGAAAGUAUUACUUCUACAAUCCAGAAUAAAAAAGAUGAACAUAAUUCGGAAAGCCCUUUGAGUUCAAGAAUGGAAUUUGUUUCUGAUACACCUACACAUUCUGAAAUGCCCAUGAAAAACAGUGAUUUAGAGCAAAGAAGCAUAAAAAUAAAAAGAAUUGUGUCCAGGUACGAUGUUCUCGAAAAAAUUAGAUUAGACAGACAAAAGCAACACGAACAGAUAGUAAGGAAAAUAGAGGAGCGAAUACAAUUGCAAAAGCAAAAAUUGACUGAACGUAAAAGGCAAAAUGAUAUACAGGAAGAGAGGAACACUAUUCUUCGAAAGUAUCUUGAAAAUAGUUAUAAUAAUAUAUGUGGUUGA
Molecule: messenger RNA, 972 nt
Organism: Ceutorhynchus assimilis (cabbage seed weevil)
Lineage: Eukaryota; Metazoa; Arthropoda; Insecta; Coleoptera; Curculionidae
Source: the annotation of a GenBank genome assembly